UCAGUUAGCGUUUGGAUUUGUUCGAGAGUAUAGGGCCACGCGUCGUUCUCGUUUCAACGUAUAUUUAGGGUGUUUGUGAGUGUUUGUCAGAUUGUGUGCGUGUGAGUGUGUGAUUUAAACACACAACAGCCACAGUAACAACCCUCAGACGGUGUAUCUACAACAGCAACAGCAACAGCAACAAAAAUAAGAACAAUAAUACCGAAGCGACGGAGGCAAAUAGCAAUCAAAGCGAAACCGGUUCCGGUGCUACGCGUACGUUUGUCGAAUUGUGUAUGCGUUUACGCGACACAUACAUACAAUUAAAACAAAAUACACAUACAUACACACAUUUGGUGUUGUUUAAUUUUGCUGUAAAAGCAAAAUAAAUGUGCAAGUGUUGUAAGUGAAAAUCGGAAUAAAAAAAUAAUCGAAAUCGAUAAACAAGUGUUAAACUAGUGUUCGCACAAUAAAUUCCGUGCGCAAUAUUGAAACAUAUUGUGGAUUACUAUUUGGAUAUAAAAUUGACAACAACAACAACAACAUCAGCAAAAGUACAAGCGAACCAUUAACAUCACAAACGCAAACAACAGCAAAAGCCGUAAAAUGUUGCCACCACCGCGUUUAAACGCCAUGAAAUGGUUAACACUACUCGCAGCUAUCGCCGCCUUCUCUACACCAGUCGCUUAUGCGGCUACACAACCCGAUGCCGACCAAAAGGGACCUGUUUUCCUCAACGAACCAACAAAUCGUAUUGACUUCUCAAACUCGACUGGCGCCGAAAUUGAAUGUAAAGCUAGCGGUAACCCUAUGCCUGAGAUCAUUUGGAUACGUAGUGACGGUACAGCUGUUGGUGAUGUACCUGGUUUACGUCAGAUUUCAUCCGAUGGCAAAUUGGUAUUCCCACCAUUCCGCGCUGAAGAUUAUCGCCAAGAGGUGCACGCUCAGGUCUAUGCUUGUUUGGCGCGUAAUCAAUUUGGCACUAUCAUUUCACGCGAUGUUCACGUACGAGCCGUCGUCCCACAAUCCUAUACGGUAAAUGUCAUGGAUGAGGCAGUUUUGCGCGGUAAUAGCGCUAUACUUAAAUGCCACAUACCUAGCUUUGUUGCGGAUUUCAUAUCGGUCGCUUCGUGGUUGGAAGAUGAGGAACGCGAAAUUUUCACCACCAACGAUGGCGUCGGACAUUUUGAUAGCGAUGGCAAAUAUUUGGUUUUGCCCUCUGGUGAACUACACAUUCGUGAAGUUGGACCCGAAGAUGGUUACAAAAGCUAUCAAUGCCGCACCAAACAUCGUUUGACUGGCGAAACACGUUUGAGUGCGACCAAAGGACGUUUGGUGAUUACAGAACCAGUUGGCAGUGUUAGUCCCAAAAUUAGUAUCGGUGAAGAUUUGAAACAUUUUAAAGGCAAACAGACACAAGGUUUAAGCUUACUAUGUCCAGCACAAGCAUAUCCACAGCCAGUUUUUAGAUGGUACAAAUUCAUCGAAGGCACUACACGCAAACAAGCUGUCAUACUCAACGAACGCGUCAAACAAGUCUCCGGCACUUUGAUCAUCAAAGAUGCGGUUGUCGAGGAUUCCGGCAAAUAUCUGUGCGUCGUCAAUAACUCCGUCGGGGGCGAAAGUGUGGAGACUGUGCUCACUGUCACCGCGCCACUCUCGGCGAAAAUCGAUCCACCCACACAAACAGUAGACUUUGGACGUCCAGCAGUGUUCACCUGUCAAUACAGCGGUAAUCCCAUCAAGACUAUUAGUUGGAUGAAGGAUGGCAAAUCGAUUGGACAUAGCGAUCAGGUCUUACGCAUCGAAUCGGUUAAGAAGGAGGAUAAGGGCAUGUAUCAGUGUUUUGUGCGUAACGAUCAGGAAUCGGCGGAGGCAAGCGCUGAAUUGAAAUUGGGCGGUCGUUUCGAUCCACCUGUUAUACGACAGGCAUUCCAGGAGGAAACAAUGGAACCAGGUCCCAGCGUCUUUCUCAAGUGUGUCGCUGGUGGCAAUCCAACACCGGAAAUCUCCUGGGAACUCGAUGGCAAGAAAAUCGCCAAUAUCGAUCGUUAUCAAGUGGGACAAUAUGUGACGGUGAAUGGUGAUGUGGUAUCGUAUUUGAAUAUAACUUCAGUGCAUGCGAACGAUGGUGGUCUGUAUAAGUGUAUUGCGAAGAGCAAGGUUGGCGUAGCUGAACACUCGGCUAAAUUAAAUGUCUAUGGACUACCCUACAUACGGCAAAUGGAAAAGAAAGCUAUUGUAGCGGGUGAAACAUUGAUUGUGACCUGUCCCGUAGCGGGUUAUCCAAUCGACUCGAUUGUGUGGGAAAGAGACAACCGCGCUUUGCCCAUCAAUCGCAAACAGAAGGUCUUCCCCAAUGGCACUUUAAUCAUCGAGAAUGUGGAACGUAACUCCGAUCAAGCAACCUACACUUGCGUAGCUAAAAAUGCCGAAGGUUAUUCAGCGCGCGGCUCACUCGAAGUACAAGUUAUGGUUGCGCCACAGAUCAGCCCAUUCAGCUUCGGGGAAGAACCACUUAAUCGUGGUGAGGUCGCUAGUGUCACCUGCGUUGUACCCAAAGGUGACUUACCGCUUGACAUUUAUUGGACAUUGAAUUCAGCGCUCAUUGUAAAUGGUGAAAAUGGUUUUAAUAUAUUCAAAAUGAAUAAACGUACAAGUUCGCUGAAUAUAGACUCGCUCGAAGCAAUGCAUCGCGGCACUUAUAAGUGUAUUGCGAACAAUUCAGCGGGUUAUGCUGAAUAUGUAGCGGUAUUAGAAGUGAAUGGUUUGUUCGAAAAGUCUAUAUAUUUAUUUAUUUAUAAGAAGUUGGAAGUAGCAAAAAUAGUUUUUUGUUUUUAUUUGAUUAAACGCUUCUCUUUUCUACCACCACCACUUCUUUCCCUCACUCCUCGUCAUUGCUACCCUCGAAAAGUGCCACCACAAAUACAACCCUUCGAUUUUGGUGAGGAGCCAGCAAAUACUGGCGAGAUUGCUGGUGUUUUCUGUAUGAUACCCAAAGGUGAUUUACCCAUGGAAAUUCGUUGGACCCUAAAUUUAGCGCCUAUCAUCACAGGCGAACACGGUUUUACGCUCUCGCGCAUGAAUCCACGCACAAGCUCACUGAAUAUUGACUCAUUAGAAGCGCGUCAUCGUGGCAUAUACAAAUGCAUUGCAUCGAAUAAGGCAGGCAGUGCGGAAUAUAGCGCUGAAUUGCAUGUGAAUGUACCACCCAGAUGGAUACUCGAACCCACCGAUAAGGCUUUCGCCCAAGGUUCCGAUGCAAAGGUUGAAUGCAAAGCUGAUGGCUUCCCAAAACCCCAAGUGACAUGGAAGAAAGCUGUUGGCGACAGCCCCGGCGAAUACAAGGAUCUCAAGAAGAACGAUAAUAUACGCGUCGAAGAAGGCACACUCCAUAUUGAUAAUAUUCAGAAGACUAAUGAGGGUUAUUAUCUCUGCGAGGCAAUUAAUGGCAUUGGCUCUGGUCUCUCGGCCGUCAUAAUGAUCAGCGUACAGGCGCCACCAGAAUUCACCGAAAAACUACGCAAUCAAACUGCGCGUCGCGGUGAACCUGCAGUGCUGCAGUGUGAAGCGAAGGGCGAGAAACCAAUUGGUAUUUUAUGGAAUAUGAAUAAUGUACGUUUGGAUCCCAAAAAUGAUAAUCGCUACACAAUACGCGAGGAAAUUCUCUCCACCGGCGUUAUGUCUAGUCUCUCAAUUAAACGCACUGAACGCUCCGACUCUGCGCUCUUCACCUGCCUGGCCACGAAUGCUUUUGGCUCGGAUGAUGCUAGCAUUAAUAUGAUCAUACAAGAAGUUCCCGAGAUGCCAUACGCUUUGAAAGUUUUAGACAAGUCUGGCCGUUCCGUACAAUUGAGUUGGGCACAACCCUACGAUGGCAAUUCACCACUUAUUCGCUAUAUUAUUGAAUUCAAACGUUCACGCGCCUCUUGGGAUGAAGUGGAUCGUGUUAUGGUACCUGGUCACACCACCGAAGCACAAGUACAGAAACUAAGUCCCGCCACAACCUAUAAUAUACGCAUUGUGGCCGAGAAUGCCAUUGGUACAUCACAAUCAUCCGAGGCUGUGACAAUUAUCACCGCCGAGGAGGCGCCAUCUGGUAAACCACAAAAUAUUAAAGUUGAACCCGUUAAUCAGACAACAUUGCGCGUCACAUGGAAGCCACCAGCACGCUCCGAGUGGAAUGGUGAAAUUUUGGGUUACUACGUUGGCUAUAAAUUAUCGAAUACCAAUUCUUCAUAUGUUUUUGAGACUGUUAACUUUUUGACUGAAGAGGGCAAAGAGCAUAGUUUGGAAUUGAAUAAUUUACGCGUCUACACCCAAUACUCUGUGGUAAUACAAGCAUUCAAUAAGAUUGGCGCUGGUCCACUUAGCGAGGAGGAGAAACAAUUCACUGCCGAAGGUACACCUAGUCAACCACCAAGCGACACUGCCUGUACCACAUUGACCUCGCAAACAAUUCGUGUUAGCUGGGUGAGUCCACCACUCGAGUCGGCCAAUGGUGUGAUCAAGACUUACAAGGUGGUAUAUGCGCCCAGCGAUGAGUGGUAUGAUGACACCAAACGUCACUACAAGAAGACUGCCUCCUCCGACACCGUUUUACAUGGACUCAAGAAAUUCACCAACUACACCAUGCAAGUACUUGCCACAACCGCUGGCGGUGAUGGCGUACGCAGCGCACCCAUACAUUGUCAAACCGAACCUGAUGUACCCGAAGCACCCACCGAUGUGAAGGCCUUAGUUAAGGGACAAGCUGCCAUAUUGGUCUCAUGGCGCCCACCAGCACAACCCAACGGUAUUAUACAACAAUACACUGUCUACUCUAAAGUUGAAGGCGCUGAGGGUGAACCAAAAAGCCAGAAAAUAUCACAAUACCAAAUGAGUUACGAGGCCACCGAUUUGGAAAAGAAUAAACCUUAUGAAUUCUGGGUCACUGCUAGCACCAACAUUGGCGAAGGACAACAAUCGAAGAGCAUUGUAGCGAUGCCCAGUGAUCAAGUGCCCGCCAAGAUUGCCUCAUUCGAUGACACUUUCACCGCUACCUUCAAGGAGGAUGCUAAAAUGCCCUGCCUGGCUGUGGGUGCACCACAACCGGAGAUUACAUGGAAAAUCAAGGGUGUUGAAUUCACAAGCAAUGAUCGUAUGCGUGUCUUAAAUGAUGGCACUUUGUUAAUUAAAUCGGUUAAUCGUCAAGAUGCCGGCGAAUAUACUUGUCACGCGGAGAACUCCAUUGCCAAGGAUUCGAUUACACAUAAACUAAUCGUUUUGGCGCCACCACAAUCACCACAAGUUUCACUCUCGGCCACCACAACCGAUUCGUUGACGGUGAAAGUGAAACCACAUGAGGGCGAUACGGCGCCACUACAUGGUUACACAUUGCACUACAAGCCAGAAUUCGGUGAAUGGGAAACUGCUGAGGUCUCUGUGGAUGCACAAAAGUUCACCAUUGAAAAUUUGCUUUGCGGCUCACGCUAUCAGGUCUAUGCUACCGGUUUCAAUAACAUUGGCGCUGGCGAGGCUUCGGACAUACUCAAUACACGCACCAAAGGUUACAAACCCAAACUGCCAGAGAAACAACGUUUCAUUGAGGUUUCAUCGAACUCGGUUUCAUUGCAUUUCAAGGCCUGGAAGGAUGGCGGCUGCCCCAUGUCACACUUUGUUGUUGAAAAUAAGAAGCGCGAUCAAAAUGAAUGGAAUCAAAUCUCGAAUAAUGUCAAACCCGAUAAUAAUUAUGUUGUUUUGGAUCUCGAACCGGCCACUUGGUAUAAUUUACGCAUCACCGCACACAAUUCAGCCGGUUUUACGGUAGCCGAAUAUGAUUUCGCCACACUGACUGUGACUGGAGGCACAAUCGCCCCUUCGCGUGAUUUACCCGAACUAACCGCCGAGGAUACGAUACGCAUCAUACUUUCGAACUUAAAUUUAGUUGUACCGGUGGUAGCUGCUCUGCUCGUUAUUAUCAUAGCGAUAAUUGUUAUUUGUGUUCUACGUAGCAAAGGCAAUCAUCACAAAGACGAUGUAGUUUACAAUCAGACCAUGGGACCUGGCGCCACAUUGGAUAAACGACGACCCGACUUGCGUGAUGAACUCGGCUAUAUUGCACCACCCAAUCGCAAGCUGCCACCAGUGCCCGGCUCCAAUUAUAAUACCUGCGACCGGAUUAAGCGAGCACGUGGCAUACGCUCGAAUCAUUCCACCUGGGAUCCACGCCGUACCAAUUUGUACGAGGAAUUGAAGGCUCCACCAGUGCCACUGCACGGUAAUCAUUAUGGUCCCGAGGAUGUGCAAUGCCAUUAUAGACAUCCAGGCAUGGAAGAUGAAAUCUGCCCCUACGCAACCUUCCACUUGCUCGGCUUCCGCGAAGAAAUGGAUCCCACCAAGGCAAUGAACUUCCAAACCUUCCCACAUCAAAAUGGACACGCACCCGGACCCGGACAUGCUGGCACUAUGGGCCCACCCGGCCAUCCUGGACAUGUACACUCACGUUCCGGUUCACAAUCAAUGCCACGCGCCAAUCGUUAUGCACGCAAAAACAGUCAAGGUGGACAAUCGUCGAUUUAUACACCAGCACCCGAGUAUGAUGAUCCAGCUAACUGCGCUGAGGAGGAUCAAUAUCGUCGUUAUACACGCGUCAACUCACAAGGUGGCAGUCUCUACUCUGGCCCCGGACCCGAAUAUGAUGAUCCCGCCAAUUGUGCACCCGAAGAGGAUCAAUAUGGCUCACAAUAUGGUGGUCCAUAUGGUACACCAUACGAUCAUUAUGGUUCACGUGGCUCGAUGGGUAGACGCAGUGUCGGUUCUGCACGUAAUCCAGGUAAUGGCUCACCAGAACCACCACCACCACCACCACGUAAUCACGAUAUGAGCAACUCCUCAUUCAAUGACUCCAAGGAGAGUAAUGAGAUCUCAGAAGCUGAAUGUGAUCGCGAUCAUGGACCACGCGGCAAUUAUGGCGAAGACUCCAAUGAGGCUGUCAAAAGAUCCCCACUACAAAAGGAUCAACGUACAACUGAAGAAAUGCGCAAACUGAUUGAAAGUCGACGGCCAUUAAACGAAGCCGGUCCAAAACAACUCCAACAACAAAGUGGCGCAGGAUUCACAGCCUACGAUACUAUGGCAGUGUAAUUUGUAAACCGACAACUGUAGCAACCAACAGCAACAGCAACAACAACAGUAACCACCAACAACAUACUAGCACAACAAGAACCAAUAGCAGAGAGAGAGAGAGAGAUAGAGAAGGAGUGAGAUAGAGAGGGAGAGAGAUAGAGAGAGUGCAAAUGUGAAAAGCAAACCUCCCGGUUCCACUAGUCAUAUGUAUGUAGUAGCUGCGCAAAAGAAAACCAAAUAUUUUUUCUUUCAGUGUAUUACUUGGUGAUAAGAGAGCGGGAAAGAGAGAGAGUAGUUGAUGUUAGUUGAAAAUUUAAAGAGAAAAGUGAGUGUGAGAGAAAGUUGAUGAGUUAAAAAGAAGGUGAAUUGUGUACCAAAGAGUACACUAUUUUACACUUUCUCUCUCUCUCUCACUCUCUCACUCUCACUCGCUCAUUAGCUUGGCAGCGCACGGGCGACAGGGAGCGUAUUAAUUCAUACAUACAUAACUAAGUAAGAUAAAAAAGAGAGGAUGUGUGUGAGCGGGAAAAAUGAAAAUGUGAAAUAUAAAACAUCGCUGGCGUAAUUUGUGCGAAAGAGACAAAUAUAUAUAUAUACAUAGUAAUAUAUAUAUAUACAUAGCUAUAUAUAUAAUUAUUAACAUCACAGUAAAUGUAUUAAACAAACUACAUACAUACAUAAUGGUAUAUGCAAAAUGAGUAAGAGAAAAAAAUGCGCUCUCCGUUUUAUU
Messenger RNA from Ceratitis capitata (Mediterranean fruit fly), 7816 nucleotides. It is a transcript of the gene Dscam1, whose product is annotated as Down syndrome cell adhesion molecule-like protein Dscam2. The transcript has 26 exons. Gene Ontology annotation, cellular component: plasma membrane; axon. The coding region runs from base 586 to 7104 and encodes 2172 amino acids. The record is from RefSeq and is a predicted model, not a curated record. Gene Ontology annotation, molecular function: cell-cell adhesion mediator activity. Lineage: Eukaryota; Metazoa; Arthropoda; Insecta; Diptera; Tephritidae. Gene Ontology annotation, biological process: dendrite self-avoidance; homophilic cell-cell adhesion; axon guidance.